Dipodomys spectabilis (banner-tailed kangaroo rat) is the source of this 8358-nucleotide messenger RNA. It is a transcript of the gene Pkd1l1, whose product is annotated as polycystin 1 like 1, transient receptor potential channel interacting. NCBI's taxonomy places the organism in Eukaryota, Metazoa, Chordata, Mammalia, Rodentia, Heteromyidae. The transcript has 51 exons. Gene Ontology annotation, molecular function: calcium channel activity; protein binding. Gene Ontology annotation, cellular component: membrane. Gene Ontology annotation, biological process: detection of mechanical stimulus. The record is from RefSeq and is a predicted model, not a curated record. Bases 1 to 7560 code for a protein of 2519 amino acids.
AUGGCCAAAGCUAUGGAGUCACAGACGCCAUAUUUGCUGCAUCCUCUAGAGAAGUGUCCUCCUGGGGCCAGCCCAGCACAAGGUCCUGAUCAUACUUACAGCAGCCCCGCGGUCUGUUGCUUUCCUGCGUUGGAUACUCAGACACCUCUAAUUCCUGGGUUCUGUGUUCAUGUGGUUUCUGGAGAGGCCUUUUGUCUGCUGGUGGAUUUUGGGGAUACUUCUUGGGCUGAAAUGAGGCUCUGCAACAUGACCAAGACAAUGAUGGUAACUGCCUGCCACCAGUACAGGAAAGAAGGAGUCUAUAAGCUCAAGGCUGUUCUUUGUGAGUUGUAUGGUGUGGAAGUGGAGCUUGGGCCUUAUUAUGUGAAAACUGGCAGUGAGGCUAUGUCAGUGUUCAUGAAUUCCAGCAGCAUCCAUCAGGGGGAGGUCCUUGUCUUUGCCAAUUCCAACCUGAAGCAGAAAAGUACUAUUGUAAUACAUCGUUUUUCAUCCAUCUCAUCAUACAAUGUGUCCUUUAUUUCUCUGUCCCAAGCUGGUGGCCGCCAGCCUUGGCCCAGUGUGACUGUUCGGUAUGAGAUGCAAUCUGUCUCUGUCUACACAAAUGGAACUGUGUUUGCUGCAGACACAGAUAUCACCUUUGUGGCUGUUAUCAAGGAAACCAUACCCCUGGAGUUUUCCUGGUAUUUUGGAGAUGAUCCACCAGUGCUGACAACUUCCAGAAGUAUUAGAAGAAGGCUCCACCUCCCUAAGUGGUACCACGUGACAGUCAAGGCUUCCAGUGGGAUGGACAGUGUGGUCUCAGAGCCACAUCUCAUCAGGGUGCAGAAGAGAAUUGUGGCCAAUCGGCUCAUGUCUACCUCCUCAGCCUUGGUAAACACCAGUGUGGCCUUUGAGUGCAGAAUCAACUUUGGCACAGAUGUUGCCUAUUGGUGGGACUUUGGGGAUGGUAUUGUCAGCUCAGGGAGCAGCUCCACCAGCCACAUCUACAGCAGGGAGGGAGAAUUCAGAGUGGAGGUCCUGGCCUUUAAUAACGUCAGCUCUGCCGUCCUAAGAAAGCAGCUUUUCAUUGUGCAGGAGCCCUGCCAGCCACCCCCAGUGAAGAACAUGGGGCCUGCCAAGGUCCAGAUAUGGCGGUCUCAGACCCUGAGACUGGAAGUAACGUUUGAAGCUGCUGUCCUCUGUGACAUCUUCCAAGGUCUUUCUUACACCUGGAACUUUCUGGACUCCCAGAGGUCUCUCAUUGUCCUCCCUGCUGGCAUCCACACUCACAGACAGGCCAUCCUGCUGCCAAGCUACACGCUGGAGUGUGGGAACUACACCGCCAUUGCGAAGGUGCAGAUCAAGGGCAGUGUGGUACACAGCAACUACUGCGUAGCUGUGGAGGUGCGAUCCAGGGUCCCUGUCAGUGUGAUCUCAGCGGGCACGCACCUCUUUGUCCCCAGGGUCGCCCUGGUCCCCAUCGUCCUCAGUGGGUCUCACUCCUACGACCCUGACAACCCAGGCGCCAUUCUCAGGUAUCUCUGGGCAUGCACAGUUGCCAGCUCACCUGGACGGCCCUGCUUUGACAAUGCCACGCCCCGCCAACUGGAUGCCAGAGCUCCCACUGUUUCCUUCCUGGCCGAGUGGCUCAGUGGAUGCUGUGACCAGUUCCUUGUGACUCUGACUGUCUCCAGUGGUGGCCGGAACUCUUCUGAGGCCCAGGUGUUCCUGUCUACCCGCGACGACCCAGCCUUCAGAUUCAUCCAUCUCUUCUGGGUGAACUUUAAAGACAUCCAUGUCAACUGGAAUGAAGAACUUUCUCUCCAGGCUGUGUGUGAACUCUGCGAAGACAUCCAUGACCUUUCUUACUCCUGGGAUCUCUUCUUAGUUAAUGCAACAGAAAAGAACAGGAUGGAAGUUCCCUUUUGUAGCACUGUGGGGCUGCUGGGUGCUUCAGCCCUUGAGGCCGUUUUGAAGUCAUCAGAGUCCAAUCUACUGGCUGCAGAGCCAAGCAUGGCAGAUGGUAAUGGAAGACCCACACUGUCCUGGCUGGGGCCUUCACUCUCCACCCUGGCUCCGCCCAUCAUUUCAGUCACAGAGAGCAUGCCCAUGAAAGAUGGCUACUAUCUUCCUGCUGGUGGUGAUACCAUGGCCCCAGCAGAGUCUCCUGAGGAUGAGCUGCAGAGCCUAGAGUCAGGGUCCCUGGCGGAGGGAAGCUGGCCCCAGCCCAGCAUCUCCCCUGCCCUGGAUGAUUUUGAAGCUUAUUACAGCGACAUCCAAGAAGCAGUGCCAUCCAGGGGAAGACAGCCAGGGAACAAUAUCAGCCCCCCUGGACAAGGAUCCAGCCCUCGGGCUGAGGGGAACCCCUACGAUGGGGAUAAUCUGCUGGGUCCCUUCCUCUCCCCAAGCAGAGCAGGGCCAGUUCUCAUGACCGACUGGCACAAGACCCAGGUCAGACCCGCUGUUUUCCAAGGCUACACAGCAUCAGGUAUCACAGGAUCAUCUGUGACAAUAAAGCCCUACUCCCUGAGCAGUGGAGAGACGUAUGUUCUACAAGCAUCUGUGGCUUCCAAGCAUGGCUUACGAGGCCGAGCUCAGCUCUACUUCACAGUCAACCCGACUCCACAAGACAUGGCCUGCCAGAUAUGGCCCCACCAUGGUCUUGAGGCACAGACCAUCUUUAGUGUUUUCUGCCUGUCAGUGAAUCCGGACUUUCACUAUGAAUUUAGUUACCGGCUUGGAAAUGCCUCCAAACACACUCUGUACCGUGGAAGAGAUACCCAUUAUUACUUUGCACUGCCAGCUGGCGAGCCCUUGGACAGUUACAAAGUCAUGGUUUCCACCGAGAUCACAGAUGGAAAAGGCUCCAAGGUGCAGCCAUGCACUGCAACAGUGACCGUGAUGCCCCGUUUCCACGGGAACAGCUGCCUCAGCCAGGACCUAUAUAAUUCCAGCCUGAAAAGCUUGUCUACCCUCCAGCUGAUGGGGAGUCACAGGGAAGCAAGGAACUUCAUCACCAUGAUCACUGGAAUCCUGAGACGUUUGUCUAAGGAGAACAGAAGUACUUCAUGUGGCCAGUGGUUGCAAACGCAAGAUGUGUUAAUUUCUUCCUUGUGCAAAUUAGUGUUUACAGAUCAGGAAGAAAUAAUUGAUUCUAUUCUUUUAUUAAGAGACCUCAUAAGUCUUCCUCAUAAGUUAAGCUUUGUUAGUGCAGUACACAUUCUCAGGUACUCCCGGAUACUCCUUACUCAUGGCCAGUUCUUGGAAAGAUUUGUGGUUGACAAAGGACUUGGUCUUGAACUUAUCCUACUCAUUGCUGGAGUCUGGGAAGCCAGCACACAAGAAAACUUGACAAAUGAGGACUAUCUACAAGAAGAAGGAAUGAAGGUCAUCUCAGAUGUGUUGCUAAAGUGUCUUUCUUUGAGCCAUGAGCGUCAAUUCCAUAUGAGCACUGGGCAGAUGGAAUUCUGGAUCCUUCUUCAUCACAACCUUCAGAGCUCUGUUCAGAGCCUGGGCUCUGUCCAGGUGCAUUUACCUGGUGACCUGGCUUGGCACACUCUUGCUCAAGAAGAAAUGCAAAGCCCAUGCUACAUAAGCCAACUCCUGUUCUUCAAAAAGAGCCCCUAUCCAAGGGUACCGGAUCCUGGGCAGGUUGGUGUUGUCGUGGGCAUCACCCUCUACAGCUGCUCCAGCAGAAGGCCCAUCCCAAGAGGACGGCUGCAGACACCCAUGACUGUGGAGUAUGGGGAGGAAGAUAGUCCUGAUAAUAACGGAAACACAACGACGUUUGUAUUGCUGCGGAAUCAGGUGAACUUCCACCAGUUCACUGGGCUUUCUGGAAACUCCCAGGGAUCUCUACAGAUACACAUUGAAUUUUCUAAUGUAAAGACAAGGGCAUUUCCUGUCAUGUUGCUAGUCAGAUUCUUCGAGAAGCCUACUCCUUCUGAUUUUCUUGUGAAACAGACCCACUUGUGGGGUGAACAAACUGUAGACAUUUACAUACCUGUUGUUCUGCAGAAAGGAGCCAACAUGGGAUAUUUAUCCCUACUGGAUGCUGAUUAUGACAGAAGACCUCCCAACAAGAACUUCACUAAGGCUGUGAAGUAUACAGUAUGUUUCCAGUGGCUCCAGUGCAUGUUUUGGGACAAGAGAGAGUGGAAAUCGGAAAGUUUCUCUCCACAACAAGGAGCUUCUCCAGGAAAAGUUAACUGCAGCUACCAUCGCCUGGCAUCCUUCUCUCUCCUAAGAAAAAAAUUGAAUGCCAGUCUUGAAGUGAGUGACAUUUCCGAGUUACAGAAACACCCACAAAACCUGUUUCCCAGUAUCUUCAUUGUGGUCUUUGUGAUUCUUUACGGAGUUUUGAUUACUAAAACCAGACAUGUAGAUUGUCAUAACAAAAAGAAAACUGAAUAUAUCUUUCUUCAAGAAGACAUGCCACCUGGCCACCACCUGUAUGCACUUGUCCUAGCCACUGGCUUCCGGUCUCCGGCCAGGUUUACAUCAAAGGUUUUCGUUGUUUUCUGUGGUGAAAAUGGGCUUUCGGAAACCAGAGAACUCUACUCUCCAGAGAAGCCCCUAUUCCAAGGGAAUUCCAAGCACACUUUUAUCCUGAGUGUAUCUGCGCGGUUGGGUCCACUCCAGAAGAUCUGCCUGUGGCAUGACUGCCGGGGACAUUCCCCCAGCUUGUUCAUCAGCCACAUGAUGGUGAAGAACUUGUGCUCAGGACAAGGCUGGUUCUUCCAUGCCCAGUGCUGGCUGGCUGCGAGCCGAGGCGAUGGCCGUGUGCAGCGGGAGUUCACUUGCCUGCACCAUGGACUUGGCUUCCAGAAGCUUUUCUAUUCAAAGUUCACGGAGUACUUGCAGGAGUCCCACAUCUGGCUCUCAGUGUACAGCUGGCUUUCCUCCAGUGGUUAUCUGCAUGUACCUCGGCUGGCUGUGUCCUUCUGCCUACUAUGUGUCUAUGCUUACCUUGCUGCCCUGGUCACUUCAGGAGGACAUGAGCAGCCUCUUCUAGUUUUUGGGCCUGCUGAUAUCACUCUCAGAUCGCUUGGCCUGAGUCUCCUGUGCACCUUCCUGGCGGCUCCAGCAGCACAUCUUGUGUCACUACUCUUUGGGCUCAGAAAGGAAGCCACAGCAUGUCCCCCAGCUACAGUAGGGCCAUCUGUGAAAGGAACACAGCUGGAUGCACUUCAGGGCCAUAAUUGCUGUGGUAGGAUACCAGAUGUGAGGGAACCCUAUACGCUUUCUGUACCAGCCAUUCCCUCUGGAAGUAACCUUAUGCGGAGGAAGGGAGUAAAUGACAGUGAUGCAGCUGGUACAACCCUGGAGCUGGAGGCCAGUGUGGCAGGCCACUGUGAGACAGCCCUGAAGGAGAAGAGUCACAAGCCUACCCCAACACGAAGUGAUGUCCACGUGGAUUGCACUCCUAGCACUGGUUUUGAAGGAUUUAUGCCCUGGAGGUCUAGGGCCUACCCACCUUGGCUGAGCUCUGCAGGCUGGAUCAUGUGUGCAUUGGUUUCCCUGGCCUGUGGUGUGGGGACAGGCUUCCUUGGCUACAGGUUUGUCCCAGCACAGUGUGUGCAGUGGCUGUGCCUGCUGUUGCUCUCUGUGGUCUGCUGUGCGUUUGUCACCCAGCCACUCAUGAUCUGCUGUAUGGCGCUGGCUUUUGCUUGGAAAAGAAAAGACGACAAGGACUUUUUUACUGGGUCCUUAUGUGAGGCAACGAGGAGUCUAGCUUUGGAACUGAGCGUGGGCUCAGGAGCCCACCCUGCCCUUUCUCCCAGCGGGGCCCUUGUCUGUGCAGGGGAGGCAGAAAAGGUCUUGGCUGCCCGUCGCCGUGAGCGCCACCUGCGCUGGGCACGGCCACCAUCCAUGGCCCAACUGAGGGUCAUCCGAGAAAGGCUGAGAAGACAGGGCCACACCCAGGCAGCCCUGAGAGACAUCUGCAUGUCCAUCCUCACACUGCUUCUGCUUUUGCUGAUAAUCUACGGGAAAGUUUCCCCAGAGGAACGUUCUCUCAAUCAAGCUUUCCGGAAGGAAUUUAUGAGAGAGGCCAGGAAUUACCUAGGGGACCUGAGAGGCCCUGACGGCUGGUGGGACUGGUGUGUGACCGCGCUGCUGGAUGGGCUGUACCCAGAAGGCCUCUCUGCUGCUGGCCAGGUGCCUAGGACUCAGCCAGGAGCUCUUGGAGGAAAAUGCUACCUCCUCGGUACCCCUGUGAUCAAGCAGCUCAAAGUCUUUCCCUGUGGUCCGUGCAAGUCUCCCAGGCCAUUCUGGAUGCUCAUUGGAGACUCUGAUCCCAUGUGUAGCCCUGAAACCCAAGGCCUUGAGAAUCAAAGUGUGGUCUCCUGUAGUCCUGAGGCCUGUGGGGCCAGAAAAGAGGCCUGUGUGCAUAGCCUGGGAAGAACAAGGCCCAAAGCCCAUGCAGCCCUGGCUGCCCUGAGGGCCAGCAGGUGGAUUGACCAGAGCACCAGGGCAGUGUCUGUGCACUUUACCCUCUACAACCCUGCAGCCCGACUCUUCUCCAGCGUGAUCCUGAGUGUGGAGAUUCUCCCUACUGGAGGCCUGACCCCCUCUUUCCUAGUGCAAUCCUUCAGCAUCUUCCAUAAUGACUCAGCCCCCCAGUACUAUCUCAUGCUUCCCAAGCUCAUCUUCCUGGUGCUCCACGUGGCCCAUCUCUGCCUUCAGCUCUGUGGGACUGCUGAGGAGGGUCUCCUCAGCUGCUGGCGGAAGCCCAGAACCUGGCUCGAGCUCUCCGCGGCCGGGGCGGCCCUGGCCUCCUGCGCGGCCUCGGGCCGCCUCGCCGCGCUCGCGGAGGACGCGGCUGACCAGCUCGGCCGGGGACGCUGUCUGGCGUGCGUGGACCUCCUCCCGGUGGCGCGGUGGAGUCAGAGGGUGCAGUGGCUCCAGGGACUCCUCUCCUUCUUCUGGAUGUGGAAAUGCAUUCAUGCUCUUGGCUUUCUGAACAAAAUGGUGUCCUGCUCUUCCAGGAUGUGCCUGUUUCUCAUCAGAGUCUUUGCCCCAGUGCUGGCUGGAGUCCUAUUACUGGCUGCCCACUUCCACCUGCUCUCGUUUCUGCUCUUCACCUGGGUGCUGCCAUCUAAUCCCUCUGCAGACCCCAUCCAUAGGCUGCCUUUUCGUUUUCUGGGAAGAAACCAGAAGGAUUUCUUCCACAGCCUCUCAGAGGCCGGCCGGCGAUCCACAGCUUGCUACUGUGUGGCAUUCUUCCUACUGAUGGCCACCAUGUCGUUCAGAAUGCUAAGUUCUUGCUUCCAGAUCUUUUUCCGAAAAAGAAAAUCUCCACACCGUCAAUCUCUUGUAACACUUAAAGAUGUUGCUGCUGAUGUGUGGAAGGAGGUGCAGACUUUGCUAGAGCUGGAAAAGCCAAAGGUGGAAGAGACUGAGGAGACUGGAGAGCAUAAUUACUACCUGGAUGAAUGUUCACUUCUGAUCGAUGAGCUUCUGAGGAAGAUUAAUGGUUUGUCUGAUAGCCUAGAACUUCCUGGUCUAGAAAACCAACCUGGAAGAACUGUGGAGAGGAGGGCGGAUGAUUCUCUGCUAGCAGGCAUUUCACAGUACUAAGUUACUAGGCAGACAAGAGAAUGACUUCAUCAGAAAUGUGCAUUUGGGUACCUCGUCUCUCCACCCUACUCUUGGUUUAUCCAUUCCUGGCUUAUCUUUUCUGGAUGAAACCCCUCAGCACAACAGCCCUGAAGUCACAGGCCAUCCACAAUUUCUCUGCUUUCUACUUGACAAGAUUCUGGCUUUGUGGAUGGCCUGAAGCAUCUGUUUCCACUUCCACUGUACCAAGACCCAGCCAGGAAGAGGGAUGAGCCCUGAGCUCUGUCAGAUUCUGUAGAAGUUGAGUCAUGCUGGGAUCUCCUCAACUCUAGGUUCUUUGGGGUUACAAUAUGCCAGUGUCAGUAACCACACAUCUCUAUCGAGUACACUGGCGGGGCCUUUGCUGGGAGAAUACCUGGCGAUCUGGCCAAGGCACUGAUGCAGAAGUGCGAGCACGCACACCCACAUCAAGGUCAAGGGAGCUGACAACUCGUUCCUCAAGACAACAUGCUUCAGCCCAUGGGUGUCAUGAGUAGCUUGCCACAACCACUUGGAAACUGAUACUGGAAACAGUCUGCCAAGAAGCAUGCAGCCUGCAUAUACUGCCUUUGCAGUCUGACCACUCCAGCAGGGUGGCAGGGACGGUUGGACACAAGUGGCCUCUGCCUUGCUUGAGGACCCCUGGCCAAGCUUCAGUCACUGGCCUCCAACUCUACUUCUGCUCCACGUGUGCUGUGGACCCAAGGAAGACAAAUGAAAGGAUUGGGGCAUUGGCCCAGAACAAACCUGUAUCCAGGACUUUUUUCUUUUUGUCCAGAA